AUGCCCGCCGCCGCCACGCCCGAGCUACUCGCGGCCGAACCGGGGGGGCCUAAACACCAUUGGAGUCUCGACGUGGCUUUCCCAGGUCAGUCCGUCCUCCACAGUUGUGUACGUUCCUGCGAGAAUGUACUCAGAAACUCGGUUGACGAUCCUCGACAGUGUAUGCGAUCGCGUUCAUCGAUGAUGAGACGAUCGUGUUGGCCGGCGGUGGCGGUUCGUCCAGGACGGGGGUCAAGAACAGGUUGGUCAGUUUCAUCCUCUAUAUUCGCAAGUUGUAACUCUCUAUCAAACCAUCAUCUCCCGGUCUAGGCUCCUCUCUCUACAUCACCUCUUUUGGAGCUCGCCUUGAUCUCGUUCCGAUGACGUGCAGUUAGUACUCUCCGCGCUGACUCCCUCUGCAAACAGAGCAUGCACAAGAUCGACCUCGAAAAACGUCAAUUCCACCUCAAGACCGAACACGACUUGUCCAAGACCGAAGACGCGCCGAUGACGAUCGUCGUUUUACCCGAGGUCCGUUCGGAGACAGAGAGAUGGGAAUCAGCGAAUAGCUGAUCGUAUUUGUGAUCAGACGAAAUCAUUGGUAGCGGGCAUCAAUUCGGAUGCGCAGACGCUCGCACGGGGGAAGAAUGAGAACCUCAGAGUUUUCACCUAUUCCGACAAAGAGUGACUUUACUCUCGUGUCCUCAACCCCCCCCCCCUCCACUCCCACAGCUGACCCUAAUCGUCACCCCAUAGGAUCAUUUACGAGAAACGAAAACAGAUCCUGCGCUCGACUUCAGAAGAUCAUUACCAAAAAGUGACCGCUUUCGCGAGGACCAAACCUUACCUCCACAUGAUCGCGUUGGGUUCAACGGACAGUCAAUUCUCCGUGUUGACCUUUCCGGAACUGCAAGAGGUUUUACCGACGAUCGAGUACGAUGGUGACGAGAUGUUCGAUGUCGAUUUUCAUGAUGAUGCUACGAUGGUCAGUUUUGGGGGGGUAAAUUCAGGAGCCUUUGGGGAACAGACUGAUUCAAUCCCCGCCCUUAUCUCGAACCCUUCGAUAGGUGCUCGGAGCCAGCGCCAACAAACUCUGCAUCUGGCCUACCCAAGUCCCCGAGGAUAAAUCCGAACCCCUUUCCGCUCUACAAGUGAUCGAACGCCCGAUCGUAGCCCCCCAUCUCUCGUGCACGUUCCGCGCCGCCAAAUUCGGUCGGAAACUCACCAAAGAUCAUAUCUACACGAUCGUCAAUUCGACCCCCAAAGUGAGGAGUCGUAAGCCGGGCAAGAAUGAUAAAAAGAGUUUUGUGAGCGUUUGGGACGCGAAAGAGUGGAAGUUGAAGAGGACGAGAACGGUUAGCAUGAAGCCGAUUACGGCGUUUGAUAUCAGGUUAGUUUCCAGCGUUAAGGACGAGUGAUCGAUAGCGCGGGCUAGAAAAAACUGAUGUGAUGAUGGGUGAGAUAGUUUGGACGGAACGAUGUUGGCGUACGGUUCUUCGGACCUAUCAGUAGGAGUCCUAGACGCUCAAACACUUAGACCGAUCGUCACCAUCCUUUCCGCGCACGGCUUUCCGGUCACUUCCUUACAAUUCUCCCCUUCCGGACACCUCGUCGUUUCAGGCUCAGCGGAUAAUUCGGUACGGAUCAUUCGUGUACCGCCGAGGGAUAAGAGGGGGACGGAAGGGAGGGGUUGGAAGAUGGGGUUCGUGUGGACGUUGGUGGUUUUGGCACUGGCGGUUUGGGUUCAGGGCGUUUGGGUCGGGCAGGGGGUGAGGGAGGAGGAGGGGAGGGGGAGGGGGGCGGCGGUGGGCAUGUAG
Microbotryum saponariae is the source of this 1796-nucleotide messenger RNA. The record is from the annotation of a GenBank genome assembly. Lineage: Eukaryota; Fungi; Basidiomycota; Microbotryomycetes; Microbotryales; Microbotryaceae.